UCUCCGUUCUCGCCCUCCGCUCCAGGUCGCUGCAAUCCGUCGCCCCAAGUGCUGCAAGUGUUCCGGGGCCUGCGCCUCUUGUUGCAGUGCGUCCAGCUGUCCCCUCGGCCCUGUAGCUGGGAGUAUCCUCUCCACAGACACACCAGGCAGCACAACUCUGACCUGGAGGUGGUUGUCACUGACGACAAUCUGGGAAACUAUGUCUGCACGUGCCAGGAGGGGGGGCCGGCAGUCAGAGACCCCACCCCUUGCCGCAGAGCAGCCUAUUACCUGACACUAGAAGCUCCCAGUGUCGAAAAAGUAUCAACAUCCGAAGGUCGUCAUAUCCUGGCCUUGUACAUAUUUGCCAUCUUACUAGUUUUAAGUUUUGUCGCCGUCCUUAUCUUCUUUGUGAAACGGCGGUGUGGGAUUGCCCGUAACCUACCAGAUAAUUCGUUGUCAUCGGGAAAGGGGCGGGACUUGCUGGGUUCCUCGGCCACUCCUCAAUCCCCCAGCAGCUCCAGCCUUUUCUCGGAUGGAUUCCGGAUGGCGGAAAAACGAAACGGGACGGCGACUUCGACCACAACAACCACGCUCCUUAGCAACCAUGGAAACGGUGGGCACAGUUACAGCGACACUCUGAUAAGCAGCAACUCCAGCAACGGCCAUGGGAAUUCUCUGUACGCCAACUGCAACACAAGCGGCAGCGGGAGGCGGCUUGGCCCUGAAUUUCUAUCGCCAGAUAUGCUGGACAGAAGGACGGGGGAGCGGGAGAGAGUGAGGUCUGAGGGGGGAGAGAGAGAGUCGGGGGAGGGGGAAGAGGUGGAGGAGGGUCUGAGGGAUGGGUUGGGGGAAGGAAUGAAAAGACUAGAAGAGGAGAUCUCCAGCUUUACCAUGUUUAAAUCACCAGCACCGCUGGCAAGGUGUGAAGAAAGUUCGAUAUGAAAAUGUUCGAUACCAUUUUGCAUCCUCCAAAAAACCUGAAAACUACUGGAAUCAGUGCAAAGUGGCUACUGCCAAAUGCCUUUGAAUACGAGCUGUGACGUGAGAGAGACUUCAGAGAUUUAUGAGAAAUAUAAAUUUAUGUCCAAGCAUGUGAGAGAGACCUGUUAUGCACGGAGAGAGCUGCAGGACAGAAAUCAUAUGACAGUGUUGGUAUAGACUUCUUAUAAUGAGUAACUCAGGAUGAGAGCUGUUGCCGAUGUACAUAUAAAUGUAAAUAUGAGCAGUGUGAACAGGUGAUAAUGGACUUGAAACUGAGCGAUUACAUAAUUCUAAUAUUACAAAGAAUCAAAGAUGAAACGUCUACAUCUGUAGACAUGGAAAAGCCAUAUUGUCUUUCUCCUUAACCCCUGUUGUUGUUUGCUCUCAUUUGCUUCUCCUGGAAAGGAAAAGUGCACUUCUCUCUCACCGCCUGUCUCUCUUUCUCUUGCUGUCUGUGCUUCUUUCUCACACACACCACUUGAAUCCCAAAAUUCGAUGGGUUCAAAGGCACCAAAGGACUGCUGAGCCAUAGACUGCCCGGUCAGACUGCACCGGUCCUGGGCCUCAAACAGAGAAACGUCACUGACAGAGAUUUAGAACCAUAAAUUCACUGAGGAGCCUUCACAUGGACUGCAGUGACUGUGACGGGGCUGUCCCUCUCUGCUCUGCCGAGGAUGUGCAGAGGCUGAUGGGUUCAAGGUCCGUCAGACUUGUGUCACUGUGGAAAAGUAGCUGCAGAGAAGACGCGAGAAACUGAAUGCUGCUUUCUGUCACUGCUCAGAUUCACCAUCACUGAGACAGAAGUCGUUCAAAGGAUAUGAAAUUCAUUUCAGUCUCUAGGAAUGGACCUUAUAGACUCAAAGACACCAUCACCUCAUGUUGUGAGUGUGGAUUUUAACAUAAAGUGUAUUGUU
Neolamprologus brichardi is the source of this 1877-nucleotide messenger RNA. NCBI's taxonomy places the organism in Eukaryota, Metazoa, Chordata, Actinopteri, Cichliformes, Cichlidae. The record is from RefSeq and is a predicted model, not a curated record.